AUCGAGUAUCUACUGUACCCGUCUUAUCAGCUGAUCUUUGAAAACAUUUGUUUUGGCGCGCGGGCGCGUUUGUUUCGAUUUUUGAUGAAUUUCUUCACAGGUCAGUUUUUGUCAUGUUCUGGUUUUGCUAAAAAAGUAUUUGGUUUUUCGCAAAAAUGUCGUCUCGAAACUAUGUUCCAAUGCAACAGAAGUAUAGUCGCGUAAUUAUGUUGGUGGACAUGGACUGUUUCUUUUGUCAAGUCGAAGAAAAACUUGAUCCCCAAUUGAAGGGACAACCGCUAGCAGUGGUGCAGUACAAUGCAUGGCGAGGUGGCGGAAUUAUUGCUGUCAACUAUGUAGCGCGUGCGAAAGGUGUAACACGCCACAUGCGCGGCGAUGAAGCAAAGGAGCGUUGCCCUGAAAUACAAUUGGUAAAAGUGCCGAACAUACGCGAAAAAGCCGAUUUGGGCAAGUACCGUGACGCAGGCAAAGAAGUGGCAAAUGUGCUGCAGCGCUUCACGCCAUUACUGGAACGCGCCUCUGUUGAUGAGGCGUAUUUGGAUAUAACGGAAUCGGUUAACAAGCGAUUGGGAGGCAUGAGUGCAGGUUCAUCCAUGCUUCAGCCAGAAGGACUUGUAAAUACAUACGCCGUUGGAUAUGCAGGCAUAGGCGAUUAUGUAAACGUAAUUACAAGACGUUUUAAUAAUUCCAAUAUAGAGGAUGCCGAUUUAGAAACCGAAGCGGGCGCAUUUGCGGAAGCUCAUGAUGCUGGCGAUAUGGCCGCACGUCAAAGCGAUAUACGUUUGCUUAUUGGCGCUGCUAUUGCAGGAGAAGUGCGCGCCGCAGUCAAGGCCGAGACGGGCUAUGACUGCUCCGCCGGUAUAGCACACAAUAAAAUACUCGCAAAACUAGCUUGUGGCAUGAAUAAACCAAACAAGCAGACAAUUUUGCCAUUGGCACAGAUACCCACGUUAUUUGAAACUCUGCCGGUUGGCAAAAUACGUGGACUGGGUGGCAAAUUUGGUGAAGAAAUUUGUGCGGCAUUACAAAUACGUUUUCUAGGCGAGCUGUUGCCGUACUCAGAGCAGGAGUUGCAAAGGAAAUUCGAUGAGAAGAGCGGCACCUGGCUUUAUUAUAUAUGCCGCGGCGUUGACUUGGAAGCGGUUACGCCACGGUUCUAUUCGAAAAGCAUUGGCUGUUGCAAAAAAUUUCCGGGACGUAACAACAUUACCGGUUUAAAUACACUGCGGCAUUGGUUAGGUGAGCUAGCCAACGAGGUGUGUGAUCGCAUGGAAAAGGAUAUGCUCGAAAAUAAUCGUCGAGCUAAACAAAUGGUUGUUAGUUUCAUACAAGAAUUUGAUGGAGAAGAGGUAUCUAGUUCACGUUCAGCGCCACUUAAUGGUUAUGAUCAAGAAACUUUAACGAAAGGCAGUUUAGAUGUGAUACAAUCGCACACUAAACAAUUUUUUAAACCUGGCAGCUCAUUGGUAUUGAAUAACCCUAUAAAAUUUUUGGGUAUUAGUGUAGGAAAAUUCGAAACAAUACAAAGUGGACAAGGAAAAUUGCAGGAAAUGUUUGCCAAUCUGGCAGCUAAGAAGAAAAACGAAAUAACUAAUACGGUAACUCAGCCAGUAUGUAUAGACAACGCUAGUACAAAUAAGAACACUGAGAUCGCAGAACCUUUUGUUGCAAAGAAACCAACAUUCAUGCAACAUUUCUUAGGACGUGCGUCGGAUCAUGAAGAUAAGCCAAGUGGCUCAAGUAAUGUUGGGACAAAUUCAAGAGAUUGGGAAAAAUCAUCGUCGCUCGAAAGUAUUACAAAUGAAACAAUGGAGAGUGCGCAGCCACCGGAAAAACGAAGCUUCUUUCUCAAUGCGCUAAGAAAACCAAGAAACAACGAAAUCGAAAGCCAGGGCUCCACAGUUGGCGGUAGUGACAUCACUUCGAAGUAUGAGGCUAAAAGUGGCGACAUAUCAAAUAGUUUUUUUGCAAAAAUUUUGAAUAAUACAAAAGAUGAAACCAAUAAUUUGACUAAAACAGCAAAUGCAAGCAACGUGCAGUUGUCUUCAACGGAGUCCUGUAAGACGACGGCAUUUGAAAGCAAAGGGAACGAUUUUGAACUGCAACAGAAAAUGACUUUUAUAGUAGGUGACACAAAAGAAUCUACUUCUAAAUUAAACAAAAAUAAUGAUACAAAAAGCACUAAGCGAAAAUACACAGCUUCGCAAGAUAACUCCUCCCCAACUCAUGUUCCCCAACCCAACGAGAUUGCAGCAACUUCGAAGCACACUCCUCCACAAUCUUAUGAGGAAAGUUAUGUCGAAUUUGCGAUACCUGAAUUGCGUGCCGAACUUUUGAAGAUGACAAAAUGUGAAAUUUGCAAGGCUAAUGUACCAUCAGACAUCCGUUCAAUACAAUUGCAUCAAGACCAUCAUGUGGCCAUGCAACUCAGUCAGCAAUUGCGUGAUGAAUAUCGUACGGAAGUUAAAGCUCAAUUGAACAAGCCUUUAGCUACUAGUAGUGCUGCACCGAAUAAAAAAGCAAAAAAGUCGUUAGUACUAGCAACAAAAGUCACUUGCACUAAAGAAGGAGGAAAAUGUGCUACAAGUAGCGCAAGCAUAAUGAAGUAUCUUAAGCCCUCAGCUCAAGGUGCAACCACAUCUACGAAUGUACCAGUGUGUGUGGCAGAAUCUGAGCAAUUCACCGAGGUAAUCAACACAUUAGAUGAUACUGUGGAUACGGUGAUUUGUGGGGAAUGUAAAGUGCCCGUUGUCACCACUGAGCUCCAAGAGCAUAAAGAUUUUCACAUCGCGAAAUCGCUGCAGCGUCAACUCAAUAUGCUGGAGGUGCGCACUGUUCCGAUUGUCAAAAAGGCGAGUGGCGGUUGCAAUAGCACACUCAAUACAACUCAGUCGAGCAUUAAAAAUAUCAAACCAAUUACAAAAUUCUUUUCACAAUCAAAUUGUUAAAUACUAAAUAGUUAGACGUAAGCAGUGCUGAAGAGUGAAAAAUAUAAAAUAUAUGUAUCUUCAAUCAACUUUGCUGUUAAUAUUCUAAGCACCGGAGGUGAGUUUAGUUUUUAAUUACAAUUAUAAUUAUAUUUCUACUAUUCAACAUUUGCUGAUAAGAAUUG
Rhagoletis pomonella (apple maggot) is the source of this 3112-nucleotide messenger RNA. RefSeq names its product DNA polymerase eta-like. Gene Ontology annotation, molecular function: DNA-directed DNA polymerase activity; damaged DNA binding. Gene Ontology annotation, cellular component: replication fork; nucleus; site of double-strand break. Lineage: Eukaryota; Metazoa; Arthropoda; Insecta; Diptera; Tephritidae. The record is from RefSeq and is a predicted model, not a curated record. Gene Ontology annotation, biological process: error-prone translesion synthesis; response to radiation. The transcript is spliced from 4 exons. The coding region runs from base 156 to 2948 and encodes 930 amino acids.